Molecule: messenger RNA, 1661 nt
Organism: Aspergillus alliaceus
Lineage: Eukaryota; Fungi; Ascomycota; Eurotiomycetes; Eurotiales; Aspergillaceae
Product: 3-deoxy-7-phosphoheptulonate synthase
Exons: 4
Coding region: 225-1355 (376 amino acids)
Biological process (GO): aromatic amino acid biosynthetic process
Cellular component (GO): cytoplasm
Molecular function (GO): 3-deoxy-7-phosphoheptulonate synthase activity
Source: RefSeq, a predicted model, not a curated record
GCAUGUUCACUUUUGACAGAUUCUUUUAAGAUUGUUUGUCCCUCCUGUCAUACUCUUCUUUUCUGAAAAGAACAAAAAGAUACCCCGUCCGGAGUUUGUUUCUCGCCCUUUCAAUUGCCCCGGAUUAUUACAUUCUUCAAUUCAAUCCAUUGCUUCUUCUCUCCGUGCCCCUCCAUCUCUCGACUUUAUCAGUUAACCCCUCUAAUCUCCUCCCCCCGCCCACCAUGUCUUUCUUCAUUGAAAACCCUAAUGUAGGGGAUGCGCAACAUUUGGAAGACUCGAGAAUUCGAGGAUACAACCCCCUGACCCCUCCUAACCUCCUCCAACAUGAGAUUGCCAUGACAGAGAGCUCCAAACUGACGGUCUUGCAAGGCCGUCAGGAGGCGAGUGCAGUCGUGCAUGGCACCGACACCGACCGGCGCCGUCUGCUGGUUGUUGUGGGACCAUGCUCGAUUCACGACCCCGACAUGGCUCUUGAAUACUGCGACCGUCUGAUGAAAUUGAAGGAGAAAUAUCAGGAUGAGCUUUUGAUUGUUAUGCGCGCCUACCUGGAGAAGCCUCGUACCACCGUUGGCUGGAAGGGGCUCAUUAACGACCCCGAUAUCGACAACAGCUUCAAGAUCAACAAGGGUCUCCGCACCUCUCGCCAACUAUUCGUUGACCUGACCAACAAGGGCAUGCCCAUCGCCAGUGAGAUGCUGGAUACCAUCUCUCCACAGUUCCUGGCUGACUGUCUUUCCGUUGGUGCGGUUGGCGCGCGUACGACCGAGUCGCAGGUCCACCGCGAGUUGGCCUCUGGUCUUUCCUUCCCCGUUGGAUUCAAGAACGGCACCGAUGGUUCUCUGGACGUUGCAGUCGAUGCCAUUGGCUCGGUCAAGCACCCCCAUCACUUCCUCUCCGUCACCAAGCCUGGUGUCGUCUCUAUUGUCGGCACCGUCGGCAACCCCGACUGCUUCGUCAUCCUCCGUGGUGGAAAGAAGGGCCCUAACUUCGAUGCUGAGAGCAUUGCGGAGGCCAAGUCCAAGCUUACUGCGCAGGGCAUGCAGCCUCGUCUCAUGGUGGACUGCAGCCACGGUAACUCGCAGAAGAAUCACAAGAACCAGCCCAAGGUGGCCGCUGUGCUCGCUGAGCAGAUCGCUGCGGGUGAGACUGCUAUCAUGGGUGUCAUGAUUGAGAGUAACAUCAACGAAGGAAACCAGAAGGUCCCCCCUGAGGGCAAGGCCGGCCUCAAGUACGGUGUCAGUAUCACCGAUGCUUGCAUCAACUGGGAGGACACAGAGGCCGUGCUCGAGAACCUCGCUCAGGCGGUCCGUACCCGGAAAGAGAAAUUGGCAGUCAAUGGCGACGCCAACUAAAUCUAUGACCAUUUUAAUAAGUUCGACUUAAUUUCUUCUGCCGCUCGAUUGACCGGGCAGAGCUUUUAUACUGGGCCAUGUUUUUCCGGUGUUGAAAAAUGGGAUGGGCUAUGCUAGCGUUCUGUGAAUAAAAGUACGACUGGGUUUCUAAGACAUGGGAUACAUUGAUAUGACAUUGAACAUUCUUCCAUCGUAAUUGACCAUUGGCUCCACAUUAUUAAGCAUAGGAAUAUCCAAGAAUCCCGGAGGCUGAUUCCCCAAGAUUAAGAUAGAUCAGACUAGCUAAUUUAACCCUGUCGAGGCCGG